Molecule: messenger RNA, 1861 nt
Organism: Pipra filicauda (Wire-tailed manakin)
Lineage: Eukaryota; Metazoa; Chordata; Aves; Passeriformes; Pipridae
Gene: GEMIN6
Product: gem nuclear organelle associated protein 6
Exons: 3
Coding region: 336-896 (186 amino acids)
Biological process (GO): spliceosomal complex assembly; spliceosomal snRNP assembly
Cellular component (GO): nucleus; SMN complex
Source: RefSeq, a predicted model, not a curated record
UUGCUCUUGGUAGUGCAGCUGUUGGAGGGGGAAAGAGUGGAACGCACUUGCUGCUGCUCUGCCGUAGAGGAUGCGAAUAGAGCCGGGAUUCGGGGGGAUAACGCUUGUCCACAGGCAGCGGAAGGACUUGGACCCCAGUGCUGUGCCAGUACACAAAGCAAAGGCGGUAAAAUUUUACCUUCAAGGGAUGGCGAUCCCGAUGGUUUUGUAAGAGGGCAAGAGCAAUAAAUGGAAUGUUUAAAGCGUCGAGUUACCAGAACAGUGAUUUUUGAGGCUUUGCUGGUGUGCCUUUAAAAACAGGUGAACUGUGUGGGAAAUUACAGAACUGCAGCUGUAUGCAAAACACUUGUGGGAACGUCUGCUUUUUAAAAAUGGUUCUGGAUGUAGGAAAUAUGAAUGACUGGCAGAAGAAGAGCCCUCUAGACUGGGAAACAUAUAUGAACAAAUUGGUGAAGGUUGUUGCAAUUGAGAAACACGAAUAUGAAGGAUGGGUUUUAACAGUUGAUCCAGUUUCUGCCAGCAUUGUCCUUGCAGCAUUCCCGGAGAAUGAAAAGGUGUCCAUUUCGUUUGUCAUGGGCCAUGCUGUCCAAGAGGUCGAAAUACUGAAAGAAGGGGACAGUGAAAUGAAGCAACGCCUUUCUCGCAUAUUCGCGCCCAAAGAAAGCAAAGCCUACAGCCCAGAGGAACUGGAGAAGAGGAAGAAUGACUUGAAGACGUGGCUGGAAACAAACCACAUCCCUGUGACGGAGCAAGGGGAGUUGGGCAGGACACUGUGUGUGGCAGGGGUGUUAACAAUUGACCCCCCGUAUGGCCCCGAGCAGUGCAGCAGCUCCAACGAGAUCAUCCUGUCCCGGGUUCAAGGUUUGGUACAGGGUUAUCUGGAGAAACAACAGUGAUGUCUGCUGUUUAAAGCAUUUGUCUUUAGGGAAGGGUCUACCUGCUGUGUUUUAGGAACCGUGCUGGGUAUCAGUAUUCACUGUUUGCAAAAAUGCUGGGUUUAGAUACUUUUGUCUGAUUUUUUUUGUCUGUAAAGAAAGGGAUAAAACAAGCGGUAUAAACCAAAAGCACAAGCAUUUUUCAUGCACUAUUUUUUAUUAAAAGCGAGCCAUUAGGUAAUGAUGCUGUAUUAAACUGAUUUAUCACUUAAUGUAUCAGUUUAGUAUUUUUGUAACAGUAUUGUGAAAGGUGAUAUACAAGAAAUUUAAGCUGUGUUUUCCUCUGCCUUUAAAAUUAGUUUGAUUAAUUAUCUAGUGGUGUAGGCAUGUUUAUUUUAUAACUGCUUACCAGAUUAUUUUUUUCUUUUUUUUUAGAAAGAGAAUUGUGACACUUGGACUUCCAAACCAGAUUUUAAAAAGUUAGUUCAGAAAGCUGUUUUAUUUUGUUUUCUUUUGUUUUUUUAGUUGGUUAAUUGUUGUUUGUUUUCCUCACAACUGUUCUGGUUUAGAACAUGAAUUAUGAUGUUGCCCAAAUUUGUAAAAUUCUUAGGGAAGGUUAGCAGGCAAAUUGCAAGUUUUAAAACCACUUAAAAGCAUUCCCUAUCUAUAUUUGUUAUUUUAGAGCAGCAGCGAUUGGAAAAUCAGUGUUCUGUAAAACGAGAAUGUCUUGCAAUUCAGUUUGUGGUUUCUUUUGCUUUUUUUCUAGUUUAUGGCAACACACAAUGCAGGAAUCAUUGUGUGAUUAUUCCUGAGAUUAUUAAUCCAGUGAGGAGCCUUUAGAGCCCUCAUUUAUCUCAGGGUGUAUUUGUUUUGCCCUAUUAGGAGCCAACACCAAAACACAUUGCUGUGCUCACAUGCAGCUGAAAAGUCUGUCUGACCCUCAUUGAUAAAAGGCUCUCCUCAUUCCUGCUGGGAUUUAUCUAAAA